This is a messenger RNA of Kogia breviceps (pygmy sperm whale), 591 nucleotides long. It is a transcript of the gene CT55, whose product is annotated as cancer/testis antigen 55. Lineage: Eukaryota; Metazoa; Chordata; Mammalia; Artiodactyla; Physeteridae. The record is from RefSeq and is a predicted model, not a curated record. The transcript is spliced from 5 exons.
AUGUGUCCGUAUGCUGCCAUCUUGACUCCUGGGCUAAAUUUAAAUCCCCAGAUCUCUUUAUGUGCUCUGUCUGGUGACACCAAGUUAAAAACUGUGCAGGGAAUCGUGACAAAGUUCUGUAGUGACUAUGGCUUGAUCAAUGAGUUGAUCUACUUCAGUAGUUUUGAGCCUUCUCAGGGUGACCGAGUAGAAGUUGAGUUUUCCACCCAUCCAGACACGCGGAGCAGAAAGGCCCUCUCAGUGAAGCCUCUGUGACACAAGCACGUGCACGAGGGCUGCAUUACUAGCCUACAGGGAAGAAAUGGGGUGGUAGAUGAUACUAUCUUUUUCACCCUGGAUUCUCUGAAACUUCCUGAUGGCUACAUACCUCAAGUAUCCGAUGUCGUCGAUGCGGUCGUGGUGGAGAGCAUUCAGUCCUGCUAUGUUUGCAGAGCAAUUCCUAUGACUCUAGGGCCGGCCCAGCAGUACUUUACUUUGAACAUUUUGCCUCAGGGCUAUGUUGACUCUGAGGUCUUUGCCACCAUUUUGAAUGCAGGGUCCUUGAUCAUCUUACUCUCCUCAGUGCAGCACCUGCUUUCCCUGACUGGAUGA